AUGCAGUAUUUCAAGAUUGGACCCUCGCGCUGUAUAGACGAGCCCCGCGCUGCUGCCCCUCCCACCCCCGCUCAGGCACAAUCCCAAAUCGACGAAUGGCUCCACAUGGGCAAGCCCCUCUUCCCAAGAGAUGCCAUCCAAGCCAUCCAUGACCAACUUCGUGACCCUAUAGCCAGAGGGGACGAGAUCCUCGUGAAAGCGCUCGACGGCGCUACGAUGGCGUUCGAGGUUCGAACCGGCGACAUCAAGGAGAGUGAGCAGCAGCGGGAGACCAUAGGGAAGCCGUCUAUCAGGUACAUCUGCUACGAAUCCUUGCGAUCCGGACAAGAGCUCAGCAGCCGUCGUCCGCAUCUGGUCUACUGCCCGAUGAUAAUCCGACAUGAAGCAACGACAUCCAACCUAAUGACUGGCGGUGCUCUGCAAACCAUCCCACGCAGAUCCAUAGACGACAUAUAUUACGUCUUCAACACCGCUCUCCACCUCUGGGAAGAAAGCGACACCUGGAUCCAGAUCAAAGCAACACUCCUCUCCACACAGGCCACAACUAUUGUCAAGAAGAUCAUUGCAUUCGCAUGCGGAACAAUGUCCCACCCCGACGACAUCCCAGGCGCUUCUUACAACUCCAUAUUCCAGCAUGCAUUCCUCGUGACACUGCAGCGUCUCCUACAGCAAGAGGCCAACGGACAAAUUGCCUGCGCGGUGCAAGACCCCGCAUACACAGAUGCCGACCGAGCUGUCUUGGAGACGUACGGCAUCCGCGUCCUCGAUGAUCCAGAGGGAUUUCUUGAGGUCGAUGACAGGUCGUUGGUACUUUCCUGCUCACCAAAUGUUCCGGUGAAGCAAAUUGUGGUUGAUGUCGCCAAGCCCGCGGUUGUUAUUUGGGAGAGGGUUGAAAAUGGCAACUGUCGUGGAACUGACCCGGAUUCACCGAGGGUGAGGCAGGUAAUGACCCAGUUAUAUGAUGCGCUGGAGUUUCCGUACGAGGAGCAUUUUGGGGACAUGGUCAUCUAUGUCCGACGCGGGUUGGAGGAUGCGAGGGGUAUGGGUGCAUCGACUGAGGCUAUCAACGAGCCCCAUGUACCAAAUGCUUAG
This is a messenger RNA of Aspergillus calidoustus, 1092 nucleotides long. NCBI's taxonomy places the organism in Eukaryota, Fungi, Ascomycota, Eurotiomycetes, Eurotiales, Aspergillaceae. The record is from the annotation of a GenBank genome assembly.